This is a messenger RNA of Paramuricea clavata, 3662 nucleotides long. The record is from the annotation of a GenBank genome assembly. Lineage: Eukaryota; Metazoa; Cnidaria; Anthozoa; Malacalcyonacea; Plexauridae.
AUGGAUAGUUUCAAUGAAGAUCUAAAAGUACUAGAUUUAAAUGACGAUUAUGAUCUUUCAGUCCUUAUUGAUAAAUAUGAAAAUACGUUGAAAGAAACAUUACAGCAGCAUGCUCCACAAAAACGACGAAUUAUAACUCUUCGUCCUUUAUCACCAUGGUACAAUGAGGAGAUUGGUCAAGAAGAAAGAAAUCGCAGGAAACUAGAGCGCCGCUGGCGCGCAUCUGGACUAUGUAUUGACAGACAGUUAUAUGUCAAACAAUGUGAGACAGUGAAUGCCAUGAUAAAGAAUGCUAAGACAACAUACUACUCAUCGGUUAUUUCCAGUAAUGCACAUAAUCAGAAAGUUUUAUUUAGUACGGUUGAUAAAUUAGUCCAUCGAAAGCCAGAAAAGCGCUAUCCAACUGCGUCAUCAACGACUGAACUUGUGAAUAAAUUUUCAGAUUUCUUCAAUAAUAAGAUUGCUAUUAUAUGGAAAGAACUAGCCAUCGAUUCUUCCCACUGUAAUCAGCGAAAUCAAGAGGAACAAUAUGCACAAUGCGUUAAAUUCAUUAACUUUCAAGAAGUCACGGAACAUGAGAUUGAAAAUGUUAUUGAUAAAGUUGGUAAAAAAUCUUGUGAACUUGAUCCAGUGCCCGCAAAAAUCUUUCAAGGUUGUCAGAAGACUCUCUUACCUAUAAUUACUAAGAUCAGUAAUGAGUCACUUCAGUCAGGUUGUAUGCUUGAGAUACUAAAAGAAGCCGUGUUGAAACCAAAACUAAAGAAAGAUUCGCUGGAUUACGAAGAAUACACAAAUUUCCGACCUAUUUCAAAUUUACAAUUCCUGUCUAAAGUAAUUGAGAAGGUUGCUGCCGGUCAGCUUCUGGAACACUUGGCUAAUAACAAAUUAGAAGAACCCUUCCAGUCGGCAUAUAAACGUUUUCAUAGUGCAGAAACAACCCUAUUAAAAGUACAAAACGAUAUUCUUUUAGCCAUUGAUAAUCGUAAGUGUGUGGUGUUGCUAUUACUAGAUAUGUCAGCAGCAUUCGAUACUGUUGAUCACAAACUUUUACUACAACGAAUGUUCAAAAGAUUUGGGAUAGAUGGGCAAGUGUUGAGAUGGUUUCAGUCCUAUCUUCAGAAUAGAACGCAAAGUGUAGUGAUUGACGGUGUUAAAUCUAUCUCUAAAGACUUGCGCUGUGGAGUCCCACCAGGAUCAGUUCUCGGCCCUAUACUAUAUUUACUAUACACUUCACCCCUUGGUGAUAUCAUCAGAGGUCAUGAUCUUGAUUUUCACUUUUAUGCAGACGACUCGCAAUUAUAUCUCGCUUUUGAGUCAACCACUGAAGGAAAAGCGGGAGCACUGGUACAAAUCGAAAUGUGUGUAAACUUCGUUUACUGCCGUAUUGAUUUGUGCCGCAAAACUUUACUGCCAUAUCGGUUUACUGCCAUAUCGGUUUGUGCCGUGAAACCUGAGCCGCUUGUCAUAUCAAUCAAUCAACAGCGGUAUUCUCGGUCACGUGGGGUGGUGUAUUCUGCCUUUAAUCGCAAAAAGCAUAAAGCAAUUCUUAUGUAUAAAACUAUAAACAAGAGGGUACCAGAAUAUCUACAAGACAUAUUUAUUUCGCGGUCUUGUCCUUACAGAUUGAGAAACAAUGAAAAUACAUUAUUUGUCCCUAAGCCACAUACAGAUUAUCUAAAGCGCUCACUCAGCUACGAUGGAGCUGUUUUAUGGAAUAGUUUACCAACUGAACUUCGUUCGGCGCAAUCUCUUAGCGCUUUUAAACGAGGUCUAGAAUGUUGGUUAGCUUAGAUUCACACACGGCAAUCAUGUAAAUCAGUACUGUUCUGUUUUUUUGUAAAUAGCAUUUGUAUUUUUUUUCCCCUUUUUCUCCUUUUUCUAUACUUUAUUUAUUUAUAUCUAUAUUAUGUAAAUUUUUACUGAUGAUUCUAGCGUGCCAAAAUAAAGUUUAUAAUAAUAAUAAUAAUAAUAAUAAUAAUAAUAAUAAUGAUACAUUAAAUAAUUAUAAGCUGCUAUUUUACUUGGUGGAACUCGACUAUCAUACCUUUUGAUGACACUUGAAACAGCAACUCUCUCCCCUCGAUGGUUCACUUUUUCUAUCAGCUCUUCCAUCUUCUCAGCAACCUUUUCUGCAUCCUCGCGCCCCAGAUCAUUGGUUCCAAUGUGUAGAAUGAUGGUUUUAUACUCGUUGUCGUAGCAAUUAUCCUCGAUUAAUUUUGGUGCAAUUGACUUACAAUAGCACCGCUGUACGAGUGGCAAACGGUUUUGCCUCUUGCUGCCCUUUCAAUUUUCUUUUCGUCAAUGUCCUUAACUAUCUAAUCCCCAAUGACCAGUGUCUUUUUCUCUGUUUUUCUUGUUUAGUGUGGGUGUUGAGGUUUACUUUGAUAUUCUUGGGUCUUGCUCGAUUUAAAGCGAGUGCAUGUAUAAAACUCAGUAUAUGGGGUUGUGAACAAGAUGCAGUUCAGCAAAGGAAAUUGCACAGCCUGCGGAAUAACUGCAGAAUCUGUUGCUUGUCCUGCUAGACGUUUCGUUUUUGUUAAAGGACAAAAAUUAAGAGUAUUUCACUGUGGUGACAACACUUGUCCAGUGUAUACGAAAUCAGAAAGGCCUGUUGCCAAUGUAAGGGAUAUGUUAAAAAAGAUCCAACCUUAAAGCCUUCGCAAGUUCAGUCAGCUCUGCUUGUUUCGUUGUUGAGAGAAGGAGAAUCGUGGGUCAAGAUCGACAAAGAGGCAAGUAAACUGGUAGACUGUAAAUGGAUUUCAAACCAGAGGCAGGCAGUUAGACGAGAACUCAACCCCCAUGUAGAAAACUUUGAGGCACUGGUUACAUUUAAACAUUUUUGCGACCCCAACGACCCCUAUUAUGUGUACAAAAUAAACGACUCACGAGGCAACCCUGAUUCACCAACUUAUGUCUUCAAGACAAGUAAAGCCAAGCUAUUAAUGGCAAACAAUAUGAACAAAGACGGUGUCCAUUUUCUUAAUAAAGAAUAUUGUUUCUUUGACGGUAAGAACAAGCGUUGUAGAAAUUAUACAACUCUUACAGCAAGCGUGUAUCACCCGCUGCUGAAGAAGCAAAUUCCCUUAGCAGUGAUGGAAACAGAGGCAGAGGAUUCACGAUGCGUGACGUUAUUCUGGACGCUAUUCCAAGAAUUACUUACCAAGGCAACAACCAGUACUUGUACUUUCAAUACCACGGGCUCCAGCACUGAUAUGGCUGGAGCCAAUCUAGUCGGAAUAAGGGAUGUGUUCGGGAGCGAGGCGUUAAAACGAGUGAAAACCUGCGAAUUUCAUUUUAAACAAAAUCGCAACAAGAAAGCUAGAGAACUUGACGAGGAAAGUGCGAAAGAAUUUAAAGACUUGUGCGAAGCACUGUUGAUUGCACAGUCUGCUGAUGGUUAUGCAGCUGCAAUGAGCAAUCUCACUAAAUUUGUUAACGAGAAACCUGAACACGAGUUUCUAGAGUUAUGGUUGAAGUGGUGGGAUGACCGGAAGGAGUUUAUCUUCAAUGCUUUCACACCUUCAGAUGGACCCAAAAUGAUCCAAGCAGAAGGGAUUCACGCUGAUUGGGCGCAUCGAGAUCGCAGCAAUUCAUCCCUGCUCGAGGCUGCAAAUAUGGAUACACGGGAUUCCAUUUUAUUGGAAGCUCAAAUUAGAGAGUAG